AUGCCGUUCUCCCACCACAGCCACUCAGGGCAAUUCUGCCCUGGACAUGCCGUGAACACGUUGGAGGAGGUUGUUCAGACUGCCAUCACCAAAGGGUUGCGCGUAUUUGCUCUGACAGAACACAUGCCCAGGCAUGAGAUUGACUUCUAUCCAGAAGAGAAAGAUGGCAAUUACAGUCUCGAAAAGCACUACGCAAAUGAAAGCGCUUAUUACGCUGAGGCAAGUCGGCUACGAGACAAGUACAAAGGCCGCAUCGAAUUGCCGAUUGGCUUCGAAAGCGACUGGAUCCGUCCAGAAUCCCGGGAUCUCAUCGAGCGGAGCAUCAGCGGUCAUUCAUUCGACUUCUUCGUCGGCUCUGUCCACCAUGUUCAUACCAUUCCUAUCGACUACGACCAGGGCAUGUAUGAUCAGGCGAGGGAGAAAGCUGGCGGAUCAGACGAGCUCUUAUUCCAAGAUUACUUCGAUGCGCAACUCGAUAUGAUGCGAGCAGUGAAGCCUCCGGUGAUAGGGCAUUUCGAUCUCAUUCGCCUCAAGAGCGAGGAUCCCAACAGCACCUUCACCAAGAUGUCCGGGGUCUGGGGUCGAAUUGAGCGAAACCUGGAUUUUAUCGCUGCCUAUGGUGGAGUCUUAGAGGUCAAUACCGCAGCUCUACGCAAAGGCAUGCGCGAACCAUAUCCGGGUCGAGCCAUAUGUCAGCUUGCAUUAAGCAAAGGCAUUCGUUUCUGCUUGUCCGAUGACAGCCAUGGUAUCGACCAUGUGGCGUAUGGCUUCGUCGAGGCCAUCGAAUUCGUCAAAUCUUGCGGUAUCACCCACCUAUGUUAUGUCAAACAUGUUGACAGUCCGGCGAAAACAGUCGACCACAGGUUCGCAAAUAUGGAGUUCGGUAUAGCCGCCCUGUCUGAUCUACGAGAUUCGUGA
Cyphellophora attinorum is the source of this 918-nucleotide messenger RNA. Its product is annotated as putative histidinol-phosphatase. NCBI's taxonomy places the organism in Eukaryota, Fungi, Ascomycota, Eurotiomycetes, Chaetothyriales, Cyphellophoraceae. The record is from RefSeq and is a predicted model, not a curated record. Gene Ontology annotation, molecular function: histidinol-phosphatase activity. Gene Ontology annotation, cellular component: cytoplasm. Bases 1 to 918 code for a protein of 305 amino acids. The transcript is spliced from 2 exons. Gene Ontology annotation, biological process: L-histidine biosynthetic process.